This is a messenger RNA of Aphanomyces astaci, 333 nucleotides long. RefSeq lists its product as hypothetical. NCBI's taxonomy places the organism in Eukaryota, Oomycota, Saprolegniomycetes, Saprolegniales, Verrucalvaceae. The record is from RefSeq and is a predicted model, not a curated record. The transcript has 2 exons. The coding region runs from base 1 to 333 and encodes 110 amino acids.
AUGGAAUCCCCCACGAUGCACGCUGUACGCCUACCAAAGCUAAAGACGAAGCGAGAUAUGGAAUCCCCCGAGCAGCACUGGGCUCGAUUGGAUAACCUGAAAGCUCAGCGUAUCAUGGAAUCUCCAGACAAACGCGCGAGCCGUUUUAGCAAGCUCCAAGCAAAGCGGCAGUUGGAGUUACCUGAAGAUCGCGGCAUUCGAUUGAAUGCAUUGAAAGCUCAGCGCAACGGAAGGCUUUGCAUGUGUCUGAAAGCGUCGAAGAACGGGAAAGACGACUUGAACGCCGGCGACAAGGACUUCAUCGCGUUCAAGAAGCUAAGAGCAACAAUGUAA